Paraglomus brasilianum is the source of this 456-nucleotide messenger RNA. Lineage: Eukaryota; Fungi; Glomeromycota; Glomeromycetes; Paraglomerales; Paraglomeraceae. The record is from the annotation of a GenBank genome assembly.
AUGGAUGCUAAUACCAACAUUACAACAACUAUAUCAGAGACGAGACCUCACCUGGCUAUCUUUGGAUGUAAAUUAAUUAUUGAUCAAGUUAAUCACUAUGUUGAAUUCAACGAGUAUCCGCAGACAUCUGAAACUGGUGUUGCAACAGUCUAUGAUGUUUCUGCAUGGGAACCUGAAGAAGCCAGAAAAGCUUUUGCCUUAAAAAACAUACAGUACUCGAUUGGUGAUCUAGGAGUUAAAGCAUGUGAAUAUGCAUCACAAGAACUUCACACGCCACACACUGAAGUUGAUUUUGAAGGUCAACUUUUUAAGCAUCUCUUUGACGCACAUGAAUAUUCCAUUAGUAAGCAAACCCUUGGGAAAUUUGUUGCAGCACACAAUACUUCGUGUCCUUAUCUGAAUCCAGAGACAAACCAAUACUGUACAGGCAGUCCUAAGUUGUGUGAACAUAAUCAG